CGGUGUCCCAGUUCAGUUCCGUUGCAAUUUACAACAAGCUCUGUGGUCUUCUCUCACUGAUGGACAGAGCGGCAGGCUAACAACAGGCAGAUGUUGAGAGCUACAUGUCGGAUGUCCAAUGACCGGACGGAUGCAUGUUUAUUCCACACGGGUUAUAGAGGCGGAGAUGUGCUCACACCGUUAACUCAACGCGGCACACACAGGAUCUCCCGCAUGUAACCCGCAUAACAUGCAGGAGGGAAGUACCGGAUUUUAUCCCAGAGAGAAACACUGAGGCUACAGCACAACAGGAGAGUUCCAAAUGCUCUGACACACAGUGAUCUGCUGCUGUAAACAGCCACCUCACUCUCCUCAUCUGGCAAAGUCGAUGUGAAAGUAAUCGCCGAAAUGCGUCUCCAUUGAGCACUUGGUCUGACAUGACGAGAUUGACGCUAAGGUCGGACAUUGAAGAGGAAAAAGAGGAUGAACAGUUAUUAGCACCCCUUUGUGGUGUGGAGGAAUGAGGGCCUCUGGAUGAAGGCCAUGGAGCUGAAAGUGUGGGUGGACGGAGUGCAGCGCAUCGUGUGCGGGGUCACAGAGUUCACCACAUGCCAGGAAGUGGUCAUUGCUUUGGCACAAGCCAUUGGACGCACUGGCAGGUACACUUUGAUCGAGAAAUGGCGUGAGACAGAACGCCACCUGGCUCCGCAUGAGAACCCUGUGGUGUCCCUCAACAAAUGGGGACAGUAUGCCAGCGACGUCCAGCUCAUCCUCCAACGAACCGGCCCGUCUGUUAGUGAACGGCCAACCUUUGACGGGCAGACUCGUGUCCCGGAGCGUGGCUUCUACCGGCAGAGUCUGCCACCUCUGGCCAAGCUCCGCCCGUCAGGGACAGACCGCUCGCUCAAACGAAGGGAACCCAAACGCAAGUCUCUGACCUUUACCGGAGGGGCCAAAGGUCUGCGGGACAUAUUAUGGAAAAGCAGAGAUGCUGAAGCCAAACAGCCCCAGCACAGGGGUGUGAGUCUGAACCUGAGCAGGGUUGGAGGUGUUGGAGUACCAUCUGUACCUGGGAGUCCAGCCAGAGAGCUGAGCCGGCUGGUGCAGCUGCAGAGAGACAAACUCCAGGCCCUGGAGAGCCGUCUGCUUGGCUGCGAGGCCGAGCUACGAGACUGGGAGGAGGCCACUGGCGAGGCCGAUGAAGGAGUAAACUUGGAGGAGGAGCUGCUGCUUUUAGAGCAGCAGGUGAGGAGGAACGAUGCAGAGCUGGAGGAGGAGGAAUUCUGGCAGAACGAGCUGCAGAUCGAGCAGGAGAGCGAGCGGCGGCUCCGGCAACAGCUAGUCGAGCUGCAGGGCCGUGUACGUGACUGCGAGGCCAAGCUUUCGGAGUACCUGGCACACAUACAGGGCAUGGAGGGAGGCCUGGAGCAGGAGAGGCUGCAGCAGGAGGCGGAGCUCAACCAGAGGGUCAAUGAGGAAGAGGUGCAAGCCCAGCUGGAGAAAGUGAGGGCAGAGCUGGAAAUGCAGAGCCAACACACGGCACGGCUGGAGAGCAGCUGCAAGGCGUUGGAGCGCUCACUCGGCCAGUCUAACAAGAGAUUACAGGAGAAGGAGCAGGAGCUGGAGCAGCUGACUAAAGAGCUACGACAGGUCAACCUGCAGCAGUUCAUACAGCAGACGGGUACCAAGGUCACCGUGCUGCCUGCGCAACCUACAGGAGAAAACAGCAACGAAGUGGACUCUGGUUCUUUGAAACGUCUCGGCUCUGCUCGGCUCUUACCCAGCGACCUGCGCACCCUUCAGAGCACCGUGUCCUCCGGCCUCAACCCUGAAGGCAUCUACGUUUGACCCCAGACUGUGCUGUAGACAUUAUUUGAGCAGCAGACUCGGACUGAAGGCCAAAGAAUUUAGUCCAAGAACUGCUGAAAUGCUCUCGAGCAAGGAACUGAAACAAAGUGUGGAGGAUGUCGUCAAAAAACAUGAGUGGGGUGUCACAAAAAAACAGUUCUUGCAUCUGUUUUCAUCUUUCCCUGCUCUGACUCUUCUUCCAUCGUACUAGGACUGGGACUCCCACUGAUGCUAACAUCCAUUUGCAAACUAACAUUGAAUCCCUCUGUACUCCAGUCGGUGAGUGAAGAUUCCUCUUAAAUCCCUCUCAGUCUACUAAAGCUCCAUUUACUCAGAAUUGAAAAAACUAAAAACAAGCCAGCAGAAUCUUUUGUUGCCAGCAGAAACUUAAUUUUUUUGUUGUAAAUCAUGAACUGGAGGAUGUUAAGGACACACGUAAACAUAAUCCGUGCACGAGCAUGCACCAUAUCUGAUUGCCUUACUGGUGUUUUAAAACCAGAUGUCAAUAAUGCGCCAUAUACAUUUGAUAAAAUACCAAUUCAGGUGAUACCUAGUCCUGGUAACUGAUGUCAGUAUAACUUAACAGUGGCUCAAUCCCUUUCCUUUGCAUAGGUUUGAAUAUUUUUUGAAUUUGCAACACAUUUGCUUCAUAUUUUGUGCGUUUGAUAAAAAUGUUUGCCUAUCAUAUAAAUCAAAUGGAGGAGAAAUAGAUGGAGUAACAUUUUUUGGGUGAAAUAGUUUGGCUCGAGGUUCAGUUUUAUGUCACAUCUGGUGCAGAGCCAUCAAUCUCCUCUUUGUUUCUUUAGAAAAGGAGCGAUGAGUGAUGACGGAGGCCUUCGAGCCUGCAGUGUAAAUCCAGAUUGGAAAGUUUACCCAUACCCAGUCUGACCACCAGGUGGCGACAAAACAUGUGUUAUUCAGCCGGGUGAAAGUUAACUGUGAAAGUUGCUCCCGGUCUGAUAUUGUCAGUCUUUGUUCAUUCACAUGACCGUGCAUAUUGUUUUUCUCACAAAGCCUCAGCACCUUAUCUUUCUGGAGCGACUUAGAUCGUUUGACAGCGUGUUCAUCCAGCAGGGACACACAAACCAAACACACUUCUAAAAAAAAAAAAAGUAUUACACCCACAUACUUACUUAUCGUUUUUUUUUUACAAACUAAAGAUGUCUCAUAUGAACCAAAGCUAGUGUAAAAAACUAAUAGUUAGAUGAAUGUACUUUUUUUUUAUAUAUGAAUGCAAUUUAUGCCCAGGGAUGUAUACCCACUUCAAAUAGUAAUCACAUUUUUAAGUUUUCUUGGUUUUCUGUUGAGCUCUGUGUUUUAAGCUUGACACAGAAGAAGUUGACAGUAAAAGGCUAUAACGCUUAAAAACAAUGUAACUAGAAUUCCACAAAAGACCGGAUGUUACUGCAUUUCUACAUUUCUAGUUGAUCAAUUCUCAACAGGGAAUAUAAAGACAUUUCACGCUGGGUUUCUGGGAUGAAAGUGACUCAAACCGUGUGGGAUUAUAUGGGCUAAAUUAAGGGUCAAUACGCUUUUGAUCUUGAAAUAUUUCAAAGUCUGUUGUUGUGUGUCAAACCUUGUUGGUAAAAAAGAACUCUGACUUCGUGGAAAGGAUUGGCAGCUGUGAGAAUGAAAUUAUAUGUUUUGAACACGACUACAACUGCUACUUGUGGCUUAAAUGUGUGCGAGCGUGUGUUACUUCAGUGUCACACGCAGUGUGGGAAUAUGGAGUUUCGCCCAGUUUUUCUGAUUUCAAUCUGUACUCAAAUGUUUACAAAGCAGUUCUCUUGUUUCAGAUGUGAUGUUAAUUGUGCACACGUUUCAGUGGUGGAAGGUAACUCAAACUUUAAACACCACGUACAUUACGAUGCAUUACUAUAGAUUAAGCGACCCGACACUAUGUUAUGUAAUUAAAAUGAGCUCCACCUUUACCAGCUGCAACAAAAAAGUGAUGCGUACAUCAGUAUUUAUAAUCCAAAAUAAUGUAUAGCAUUGGUAAUUCUAAUUUUAAAGUAAGUAAAAAAGAGUACUUCCUUCCACUGACACAUUCUUGUCUUUUUAAGCAUACAAAUCUUUUCUACCCUUUCACAAACUAAUCUAUCAGGCACAGAUUUAGUUUCUCACAGAUUUACAAAAUGUAAUAUACAACCACAGGCUUUUAUUUUCAUAAGCUCAAUUAUGUUAUUGACCCUGAUUUGAGCCCAGAACUCUAUUUUUAAAUGUUAAAAGUGAGUUCCUCCCUCUGGUUUGAAGGAUCUUCGUUGUUUUCUCUGCGACACAAAAGGUAACCGGAGGAUUUCACAUCCCAAAUUGGCAGACUGUUCUCAGACAUUCAGUUCAGUGAAAGAAGUUUUUUUUUUUUUCCUCAGUAUUAUCGUCAUGGCAACAACUUCACUUGGGACACGGCGACAGUAACCCGCUAAUAAAGAAAAAAAUGUUUUUAAGAAUGGCAUGCCUUACUGAAGAAACAAAAUGUAAAUAAUGUCUACAUAUCACAUUGGUUUUUGAACUAUUUUUUAAAAGUAGAUUGAAGUCUGAAAUAUGCAGUGUGCUAGAGAGGUUAGUUUCUAAUGCUGCUGUUCAAUAGGCCGCUCUGUGUGCAUGCAAUAAUGUCUGAUUCAUUUCUUCUUUUUUUUGACUCUCAAUUAGUGGCUACCAAGGAUGCAACAAUUCAUUUGAGAAUCAUUUCAGUUUUGGUUUGUUGUUUCCCCUUUUUGCCUUCUUGACACUGAUAGAACUUCAGCUCUGUGUAUACUCGCAGAAACACCUGCACAUUAUUGUCUUGCCUUUUUUUUUCAAUUUAAUUCUACGGACGUAAAAGAGAUAGUGUUGAAUUGAAUCACGACAAUACGUUUACAUUGCCAAUGCUUUUCAAUAAAAAAAUAGCAUUCACAAAAUGAGAUGAUGGAGCCAUCAUGGAGACAGCCAUCAAGUGGGUUUUGAAAGCCAAUGUAGAAACACUGCGGCUCAGGGAUAUUUCAAGACACAGAAUUACCCGAACAAGAAGGGGCAGAAAGUAAUUAUGGAUGAACGCUGUUCACGAUGUCUCGAGCCAUUUGACAAGUUCAAUCGUGUGUUUGCUCUCGUGGGGACUUGAGCAGCUGUUUUGCCAAAUGUAACAUAUAGCCUAUGGGUUACUAGAUAUAACACAACUAGUUUAACUGAAGUAAUAGUUUGCUUCUGAGAGAGUUGUAGCUUUAUUGAUUAGUGUUUUGGUUGGCUCAUAAUUCAUGUUUAAGCUAGAAACAACGUGGUGCUAGCUUAAACACGAAUCAUGAAUUUAAUUAUAUGAACUGUGCCAGGCUAACUUCACUGACUUGCAUUAACUCAACAUUUAGACAAAUUAAUGUAUGGUAAAAAAAAAUGAAAUGUUAUGAUUUUGUAUUGUUUACUCACCUAUACUGUAUUUUUUUUUUUAGCUUUUGGAAUUUAACACAAUUUCUUCUUCGGGUCAUCAUUCAGCCAUAUGUGUAUGAAAGACAUGAAAAUGAAAUCCAAGAAUAAUGUAAAAAUAUAUAAAUAAAUGAAUAAAAUAUAUUUAAAAACUUGCCAGAAAUUAAUAAACUGAUAUACAGUGCUGAA
This is a messenger RNA of Cottoperca gobio, 5409 nucleotides long. RefSeq names its product Ras association domain family member 8b (gene rassf8b). The record is from RefSeq and is a predicted model, not a curated record. Gene Ontology annotation, biological process: signal transduction. Lineage: Eukaryota; Metazoa; Chordata; Actinopteri; Perciformes; Bovichtidae. The transcript has 10 exons. Bases 514 to 1827 code for a protein of 437 amino acids.